UUUUCCUACAUGCUGGCCAUGGGGAAAUCCCCACUGGGCCCUAUAAGAAGCCCCUGGGCUCUGUGCAGAGCCAGGCUCCAGCUAAGAGGACAAGAUGAGGCCCGGCCUCUCGUUUCUCCUAGCCCUUCUGUUCUUCCUCGGCCAGGCUGCAGGGCAUUUGGGGGAUGCGGGACCCCCAAUUCCUAGCCCCAGCUUCAGCACCUUCCCAGGCGUUGACUCCAGCUCCAGCUUCAGCUCCAGCUCCAGCUACAACGGCAGCUCAGGCAGCGGAGGUUCUGUGUCCCAGUUGUUUUCCAAUGUCACCGGCUCCGUGGAUGACCGUGGGACCUGCCAGUGCUCUGUUUUCCUGCCAGACACCACCUUUCCCGUGGACAGAGUGGAACGCUUGGAAUUCACAGCUCAUGUUCUUUCUCAGAAGUUCGAGAAAGAGCUUUCUAAAGUAAAGGAAUAUGUCAAAUUAAUCAGUGUGUAUGAAAAGAAACUGUUAAACCUAACUGUCCGAAUUGAGAUCAUGGAGAAGGAUACCAUUUCUUACACUGAACUGGACUUUGAGCUGAUCAAGGUAGAAGUGAAGGAGAUGGCGAAACUGGUCGUACAGCUGAAGGAGAGUUUUGGUGGAAGCUCAGAAAUUGUUGACCAGCUGGAGGUGGAGAUAAGGAAUAUUACUCUCCUGGUAGAGAAGCUUGAGACGCUCGACAAAAACAAUGUCCUUGCCAUUCGCCGAGAAAUCAUGGCUCUGAAGACCAAGCUGAAAGAGUGUGAGGCCUCUAAAGGUCAAAACACCCCUGUCGUCCACCCUACUCCCACUCCAGGGAGCUGUGAUCAUGGUGGUGUGGUGAACAUCAGCAAACCGUCUGUGGUUCAGCUCAACUGGAGAGGGUUUUCUUAUCGGUAUGGUGCUUGGGGUAAGGAUUACUCUCCCCAGCAUCCAAACAAAGGACUAUAUUGGGUGGCACCACUGAAUACAGAUGGGAAACUGUUGGAGUAUUACAGACUGUACAACACACUGGAUGAUUUGCUGUUGUACGUAAAUGCUCGUGAGUUGCAGAUCACCUAUGGCCAAGGUAGUGGUACAGCAGUUUACAACAACAACAUGUACAUCAACAUGUACAACACCAGGAAUAUUGCCAGAGUUAACCUGACCACCAACACGAUUGCUGUGACUCAAACUCUCCCUAAUGCUGCCUAUAAUAACCGUUUUUCAUAUGCUAAUGUUGCUUGGCAAGAUAUUGACUUUGCUGUGGAUGAGAAUGGAUUGUGGGUGAUUUAUUCAACUGAAGCCAGCACUGGUAACAUAGUGAUUAGUAAACUCAAUGACACCACACUUCAGGUGCUAAACACUUGGUAUACCAAGCAGUAUAAACCAUCUGCUUCUAAUGCCUUCAUGGUAUGUGGGGUUCUGUAUGCCACCCGUACUCUGAACACCAGAACAGAAGAGAUUUUUUACUAUUAUAACACAAACACAGGGAAAGAGGGCAAACUAGACAUUGUAGUGCAUAAGAUGCAGGAAAUAGUGCAGAGCAUUAACUAUAACCCUUUUGACCGGAAACUUUAUGUCUAUAAUGAUGGUUACCUUCUGAAUUAUGAUCUUUUUUUCUUGCAGAACCCCCAGUAAGCUGUAGGAGUUAGGGUGAAAGAGAAAUAAAAUGUAUGUUGAAAAAAUAGUCUUCUCCGCUUACUUAGAUAUCUGCAGGGGUGUCUAAAAGUGUGUUCUUUUUGCAGCAAUAUUUAGGUGCAUAGUUCUACCACACUAGAGACCAAGGACAUUUGUCUUGAUUUGGUGAGUUCUCUUGGGAGCCAUCUUCAGAUGGCUUUUCAGGCAAGAAAAUGCCUCUUCAGGUGCAUUUUCCAAUAAAGUCUGUCUAGGGUAGGAUUGUUAGAGUUCUAGGGGCACUGUGGGCCUAGUGAAGCCUACCAUGAGGAGGCUUCACUAGAAGCCUUAAAUUAGGAAUUAAGGAACUUAAAGAGAACUCAGUAUGACUUCUAGGGAUCCUUUGUACAGGAAAGAUUGCCCAGUGACCAGUCCUCAUCCAUGAGUCCCACUAAUUAUUUCAUGCCUGGAAGGAACCUGGGGGCUUAGUUAGGUAGAUUAAUAUCUGGAGCUCCUUGAGGGACCAAAUCACCAAGUUUUUUUUUUUUUUUUCCUCACUAGCACCUGGAAUGAUGCUUUGUUUGUGGCAGAUAAGUAAAUUUGGCAUGCUUAUAUAUUCUACGUCUGUAAAGUGCUGAGUUUUACGGAGGGAGGCCUUUUUAUGCAUUAAAUUGUACAUGGCAGAUAAAUCCCAGAAGGAUCUGCAGAUGAGGCACCUGCUUUUUCUUUUCUCUCAUUGUCCACCUAACUAAAAGUCAGUAGAACCCUCUACCUCAUAACUUCCUUCCAAAGGCAGCUCAGAAGAUUAGAACCAGACUUACUAACCAAUUCCCGUCCCCCACCCCCUCUCUACUGCCUGCGGUAAAAAAAUUAAUAGUUUUCUAUGGAACUGAUCUAAGAUUAGAAAAAUUAAUUUUCUUUGAUUUCAUCAUGAACUUUUAUUUACAUGGCUCUAAGACUAUAAGAAAAUCUGAUGGCAGCGAUAAAGUGCUAGCAUUUAUUGUUACAUAAUAAAGACCUUGGCGCAUAUGUGCGACUUAUGAGCAUAUCAAUUGUUGCAUGUCAUUUUUGCCUUUGUUUAAGCCUGGAACUUGUAAGAAAAUGAAAAUUCAAUUUUUUUUUUCUUUCUAGGACAAGCUAUAGAAAAGCUAUUGAGAGUAUCUAGUUAAUCAGUGCAGUAGUUGGGAAACUUGCUGGUGUAUGUGAUGUGCUUCCGUGCUUUUGAAUGACUUUAUCGUCUGGUCUUUGUCUGUUUUUCCUUUGAUGUUCAAGUCCCAGUCUAUAGAAUUGGCUAUUUAAAUGCUUUACUCCCCUUUGUAAAAUAAAUGUUUAAAAUGUGCCUUGAAAAAAGUCA
Cercocebus atys (sooty mangabey) is the source of this 2945-nucleotide messenger RNA. It is a transcript of the gene OLFM4, whose product is annotated as olfactomedin 4. The coding region runs from base 95 to 1615 and encodes 506 amino acids. Gene Ontology annotation, biological process: signal transduction. Lineage: Eukaryota; Metazoa; Chordata; Mammalia; Primates; Cercopithecidae. The transcript is spliced from 5 exons. The record is from RefSeq and is a predicted model, not a curated record.